Molecule: messenger RNA, 813 nt
Organism: Fonsecaea nubica
Lineage: Eukaryota; Fungi; Ascomycota; Eurotiomycetes; Chaetothyriales; Herpotrichiellaceae
Exons: 1
Coding region: 1-813 (270 amino acids)
Biological process (GO): DNA-templated transcription initiation; RNA polymerase II preinitiation complex assembly
Cellular component (GO): transcription factor TFIID complex; SAGA complex
Molecular function (GO): transcription coactivator activity; RNA polymerase II general transcription initiation factor activity; protein heterodimerization activity
Source: RefSeq, a predicted model, not a curated record
AUGAGCUCGCCCGCAAACCCUCCUGGUCCUCUCACCCCCCCUGCAGAACCCUCCUCACAGGCGCCUCAAACCGCGCAAGCCUCCCAAGCAACAGCACAACCUCAAGUGGAAGCACUCCUCUCACAACCCCUAACCUCACUACAAGACGAUGGGAGUUCAAACAGACCACGAGAUCACCGCCUGAUCCAUCUCCUCCUUGUUUCUCACGGCAUCGCAGCAUAUCAGCAACGCGUUCCCCUCCAACUGAUGGAUUUUGCCUACCGAUACACCAGUUCUGUCCUGAGUGACGCCUUACACAUUCAAAACGAAGCCUACGACCAAGCCGACGGAGGUGCUCAGACUAAAGGUCGAGGAGCCAAGCAGAAUCAGAACAAAGGCGAAGAAGGGGACAUAAGCCUGGCUGCUCUGCGCAUGUCAAUAGGGUCGAGAAUGGGUCACCAGUUCCAGGGAAGUCUACCAAAGGAGUUUCUCAAACAACUAGCCGACGAGAGGAAUCGAAUAUCACUACAGGCUCAAACGAGGGAUAGUGAGAAGGCCGGGCCCAUGAUAGGGGGCGUCCGACUUCCUCAUGAAAAAUACUGCCUGACCGGUGUUGGCUGGGGUUUGAAAGAUGAAUGGGACAGUGACGGCGAGGAAAGCGUUGAUCAACCCGAAAAAGAAGAGCGACCCGAGCCAGAGGAUCUCAUGCAAAUGGAUGACAAGGAAGGGGACGAGGACGACGAGGGCUUGGGCACAAUGGAGGACGUGUUCGGUCCAGACGAUGGAGGCGGUGACAAGGAGGCGGAUGCCGAUGGCGAUGUAGACCUGUCGUAG